Danaus chrysippus (African queen) is the source of this 573-nucleotide messenger RNA. NCBI's taxonomy places the organism in Eukaryota, Metazoa, Arthropoda, Insecta, Lepidoptera, Nymphalidae. The record is from the annotation of a GenBank genome assembly.
AUGAAGCAAAUCGUUGCUAAUCAAAAAGUGAAAAUCCCUGAGGGGUUGACUGUUCAUGUGAAAUCUCGUCUAGUGACAGUGAAAGGCCCCCGAGGUGUUUUAAAAAGGAAUUUCAAACACUUGGCAGUUGAUAUUCGCAUGGUGAACCCUCGGUUAUUGAAGGUUGAGAAAUGGUUUGGAUCCAAGAAAGAGCUUGCUGCAGUAAGAACUGUGUGCUCUCAUGUUGACAACAUGAUCAAGGGUGUGACAAAGGGUUUCCAAUACAAAAUGCGUGCCGUAUACGCCCAUUUCCCCAUCAACUGCGUCACAACGGAAGGCAACUCUGUAAUUGAGAUCCGUAAUUUCUUGGGAGAGAAAUACAUCAGGAGGGUAAAGAUGGCACCAGGAGUAACUGUUGUCAACUCAACAAAACAAAAGGACGAGCUUAUCAUUGAAGGCAACUCGAUCGAAGAUGUCUCCAGCUCGGCAGCCCUCAUCCAGCAAUCCACGACCGUUAAAAACAAGGAUAUCAGAAAGUUCUUGGAUGGUCUCUAUGUGUCUGAGAAAACUACUGUUGUACAGGACGAAAUAUAA